UGUACCUUUGGUACCAGAGCCAAAUAACGGAUCUUAUAACCGGACUUGUGUUAAACGUGAUUUCGUACUUUUACAAUACAUUAGUUUCCCGAUCUAAUAAAAUAAGUGUUCGUUUUAAUUUUUAACACAAAAUAAACAACAGCUCUGUAAAGGGAUCAAUGCAAAUGGCUGAAGCUAAGCAAGAAAAUGGCGCUGGCGCCGUGAAAAUUGCCACAAAAGCGGGACUGGGACCCGAGCAACCCGCGCGCCAUCUCCUAGCCCUGCACAAGGAGGAGCAGGUGGAAGAGGUGCUGACCCCCGCGGAAAAGGGAAAGUUCGAGUAUCCCCCGCCGCCACCGCCACCGACUCCUGUGCAGGCCCCGCCGCCCGCCAAAGCAGACGCCCUGCCAGUGGAUCCGUUAGAACAUGACGACGACGAGACGAAUUCGGAGAAGUGGGAGGAUCCCUGCGCACCACCACCACCACCACCGCUGCCUACCAAUGCUUUCCUGUCUACAGGGCUCGGCUACCUGAAGCUGCCCGCUUUUAAGCUAAAGGAUGCUCUCGAGAAGGCCAUAACUAAGCUCGAGGCCAACAGACGAUUUCCGAAAAUUAGCAGCCGUGAGUCUUCCCCUUAUUUCUCGGAAAACGCCGCCAAUGUGGAGAUCUUGGAAAUGCUGCCUAGAUAUUCUAGUCUGGAAAAAGUAGGCGAUAGUCCUUUGAUGAUGCCCUCCAUGUCCAUGGCCCUGAUUUUGCACCCCAAGACCAAGAAGCCGGCUGUGAUUGUACAAUUGGAGAGGCGUCUGAAGAUCGUCUAUCGGCUGGCCAAACUGAAUCGAGUCCUGACUUCCAUUUCACAAGAGGCCAUACCGAUGCAUGGCGCGAUGACGCCGGCUGCUUCAAAGACCCACGAAGACGAGGGCCUAACUCUGCAGGUACUCUCGGCUCGGGCAUCUACGCCAUAUACGCAGCCCUCCAGUAUGUUGUCGUGCACGGCAGUGAGCUGUGAUUUGGAGCAGGAUUCACCGAAGAAGCAGCUAAUGGCAGGCAAGGAGGCCCAUUCAGCAGCUCUACUCCAGGAUCAGCAUGCGCAACAGCUGCAGCAGAAGCGAGCACCCGGCGCGGCCAUGCACAAGCUCCCGGGCAUACGAGCUCCCAAAGUUGCUCGCCCUCCUUCGGUCGGUACAGCAAGCAGCAACCCCAAUAAGCAUUAUGCACGUUCUCACUUGCUGGAGAUUCGCAACGGGAUGUUCAAUGCCUUAAUGCACCGAUCCAAGGAGAGCUUUGUAAUGCCCCGCAUCGCCACCUGCGAUGAUAUCGAAUUGGAGGCCCGCUUGCGGCGCAUGAAUCUGUGGCGUAUUUCGGACGGCACUCGCUUCAGGACUCGGUCCAGCAGCAACGGCUUGGGCAUUAACAACAAUAACAACGAAUGCAUGCCAGCCUUUUACAAGAACAAAACCAAGCCACAAAUGAUCAGUGACGAGUCUAUCAUCCAGAGUCAGCCACCUCAGCCGCAAACGGAAUUCCAGGAUCCAGCUAUUGUCAACCAAAGACGAAUCGGAAGCGGACGCUUUAGCCAUUCUAAAUGGGGACCCAACGGUGGCGAUUACCACCAUUCUAUGACUUCGUACAACAGUAACCCUCAAAUUGAUGAGCCGAAGACCAAGCAUCAGAGCGGCAACAGCAACAUGACGGUCCUUCAAUUCUUUGAUAAUGGUGAUAUAAGCAGCAGCCAGAUGGGGAGACCGAACACUCCAGUCAUGGGCAUGUCCAACAAUAAUCGCGGGGAGAACGAGACGCUAAAAUCCAAUGAGUCCACCGAAGACUUGAGCCGUGCUAAUGAGAACUAUGUAAAGCGCGUUAUGUCCGGCUUCCUGGUUGUGUCAAAGCCAAAAUCCCGGGAUAUGGAAGAGAAGCAUCAUCGCCGGUACAGGAACCAGAGCGAAGAGCCGGAGUGGUUUAGCUGCGGUCCGACCUCCAGGUUGGAUACCAUCGAGCUGUGCGGCUUUGAUGAGGACGAAGAGAGGAUGCUCAAGGAAGGGGGUGAUAGAGAAGUGGAGCGAGAGAAGGCGCAAAAGCAUAAAGUGGAUAACAACAAGUACAAGUGGGCGCCAUCAGAGCACAUGGCGCGUCAUAAAUUCAUGCCCAAGUACGACAGCAACAAUAACCAGAAUGUAGAGAAUAUGAACAAAGUUCCAGCUACUGGCGAUCAUUAUCAUCACCAGAAAGAGGACAAACGUUCCGGUGGCAUACGCUCAUUUCAGUUUGAUAAAUUCAAUCAAAAUCAGCAGACCUUUGAUAAUGGCAAUGUAAAUCAGCAACAGCAGCAAACAAAUCCAAAUAAUUCCAAAUUAAUGUCGUUCUUUUCCCGGGAGAGGAACUCAUCCUCAUCAUCCCUUAACGAGUUCUUCAAACAAGCGAUGAACAACCAAGGACAUUCCAACAAUAUUUUAGACCAGCAGCCAAAAUCGUUGGGACAAAUGAGCCAUGAGAUACCAUCGGUUGAGCAGUUAGAGGCCAAAUGGCGUCGCAACUCGCUAACCUCUGGCGCGGAGUCUGUUCACAAGCAUAAUAAUGAUAACUUCCAAAAGCUGAUUGGCUCUCUCAGCGCCACUAAGCCGCAGCAGGCUGUACAGUCGCAACCAGUUGUUGGCAAUGAUGCCAUAUCCAACUUUAUCAUCCAGCAGCAGCAGUACCAACAACAGCAGCAGAAGCAGCAUGUCCUGAUCCAGCAACAGCAACAACAGACCGCAUUUUUGGCGGGACUACAGCUAAAGGCGAUCCUGGGCAGGGCCGACACCCAAUUGCUCCUUUUGCGUCUGACCAAAGGUGAGAUUUCGAAGCACGGACUAUUAGUACAGUUGGCCAAUCCACGCCUGCCGAGCAUGGACCGAGAGGCCAUUACAGCGGUGCUGCAGUUCACCAACACCCAACAACAACAGCAGCAGCAUCAACAGCAGCUGGAUAUGCUCUCGAGCACCGUCAUUGCUAGCCAGUUGCAGAAUCUGCACAACCUGGCUAUUGUACAACAAACGUUGGCUGCAAGGCAACAGCAACAACAGCAGCAGACGCCCCAACAAUUGUCGCAAGAGGAUCUUCAGGCCCAUGCCAAUGUCAUAAUGCGAAAUGCUGUGAUGAAGCGCAAGAUGGAAGAGCAGACUUCAAAGUUGAUUAAUGGCGGUGGUGCCAAGCAGCAACUAUCUCGUGGCGGACAGCAGCAGCAGCAACAACGCCAUGCUGUUCGACAGGAUGCCGUGGCAUCCAAUGCUCUCUUGCAGGCCCUGAUUUCUGGCACUGGCAGCAACCAAGCUGCUGGUCAUCUCGCGGCACCGGGACAGCAGCAGGUUCAUCGUCGUGGCGCUGCUGCUGAUACAAGCUUGCGAUUUGCAGAAAACCAACAUUUCCAAUCCGCUGCUGAUCCCAGUCAGCCUCACUUCCAAUCGCAAUACAAGCAGUAUCAGCAACAGCAACCGAUAAUUCGUCAGCAAAACAACAACAAUGGAGGCGGAAACAAUAACUUCAACAAGUCGCAAAUGCAGACCCAAUCGACGAUUGCAUUGCUACCUAAUGGCGGAGAUGAGUUUCAUUAACGGCCUUAAGAAGUUCGCUACAACGACUGUCGGUCUAAUGGCCAUCGGC
Messenger RNA from Drosophila serrata, 3618 nucleotides. It is a transcript of the gene cup, whose product is annotated as eukaryotic translation initiation factor 4E transporter cup. Gene Ontology annotation, biological process: negative regulation of translation. The record is from RefSeq and is a predicted model, not a curated record. Gene Ontology annotation, cellular component: nucleus; cytoplasm. Lineage: Eukaryota; Metazoa; Arthropoda; Insecta; Diptera; Drosophilidae. Gene Ontology annotation, molecular function: mRNA binding.